Dreissena polymorpha is the source of this 3715-nucleotide messenger RNA. Its product is annotated as angio-associated migratory cell protein-like. The transcript is spliced from 11 exons. NCBI's taxonomy places the organism in Eukaryota, Metazoa, Mollusca, Bivalvia, Myida, Dreissenidae. Gene Ontology annotation, molecular function: protein binding. The coding region runs from base 82 to 1308 and encodes 408 amino acids. The record is from RefSeq and is a predicted model, not a curated record.
GAAUGUAACCUUAAUCGACUAUCAAUAGACGUUUGUUUAGUGAUAAAUCAACAACGUGCACAACACAACAACAUUUUCAAUAUGUCUGGCGACGAAAAUAGGCAGGAUGAGGAUUUUGACGACUAUAUAAACCCGGAAGAUGUAAUACAUGUAAUAGAGUUGGAUGACAACGGAGGUAUAUCUCGUCAUGUGGAUAUUGCUGAGGAAGACGAGAUGGAGGAAAUGGAUGAGGAAGAUAUGGAAGCAGUGGGCGGGCGGGCAGAUGUCAAGGACAUGGCGGAGAUUGUGUUCACCAAGCAUACAGAUGCUGUGUUUUGUGUGAGUAUUGAACCAACGGCAUGUCAGCUGGCUGUGACAGGAGGACAGGACGAUAAAGCUUAUGUGUGGAAGAUAGCGUCCGGAGAGAUGCUAUUUGAAUGCACUGGUCACAAGGACUCUGUCACGUGCGCAGGCUUCAGUCAUGACGGGGUGUACGUGGCCACGGCGGAUCUGUCGGGACUCGUGAAGGUGUGGAAGGUGGAGACCCACCAGGAGGUCUUCUCGUUUGAGAGCUCUGAUGCAGAGUGGAUGCGAUGGCACUCAGGGUCACAUGUUCUGUUUCUGGGCACAGUGGAUGGGGACGUGUGGAUGUGGAAGAUACCCAGCGGAGACUGCAAGACCCUGCAGAACCACGGCUGUCCCGCCUCCUGUGGGGGCAUACUGUCAGAUGGCAAGAGAAUGUGCGUUGGCUACGAUGACGGCUCAAUUAAGAUUUGGGAUCUAAAGUCUGCAACUGUACAACACAGCAUCACAGGUAUGAAUGCACACAAGUCCACUGUACUGUGUGUGGAUAGUCACCUGGUCAAUAACGUGAUCAUGACUGGAUCGUCAGACGUCACUUCAAAAAUCAUCAACAGCGCCACUGGCAAGGUGCUCUCUACGUUUGACUGUUCCACCCCAGGGUCAGACGGGGAAGACUCAGUCGAAGCAGUUGCUCUUUGCCCUACACAUAGCUAUGCUGCUACUGGGACUGUGUCGGGUGUUCUGAGCAUAUGGGACACAAACACUCAGAUAUGCAGACAUAGAUGCCUGCAUGAGGCCGGCAUAGUGAGUUUAUUAUGGGACAGGUUGUCUCCCCUGAUCUACACCAGCAGCCUGGAUGGCGUAGUGCGGCUGUGGGACGCAAGGAGCGGGGCUAUGACUGCAAGUUGGACUGGACACACCAACUCUAUACUGGGAUUUGACAUAGCAAGGGACGGGAAUGUAAUGGUGACAGUUUCUGAGGACAAAACAGCCAGGGUUUUCAUGCUCAACACCCCUGAUAGAUGAAAUAUAUGGACAUAUUGUGUGCAGUUUGACUUCAAUUACAAUUAUCACAAAAUACAACAUCUGUUAAGGCGAAGUUAAAUCCUUGUUUGUAUAGGUCGAUGAGCUACCGUGCAUCCCCAACCUCCCAAGUCUGGAGAAUCACACUGUUAUUUAUUUUAUGCUUUCCGGUGGUUUAUAGAGAAAAAUCAGUAAUUUCAAACUGAUAUGUCACUGUUACAAACAGUGAAAAAUAACAGUGAAAAUUAUCGAUUAUUGUCAUUGUUUUACCGUAACUAUUUUUAGAUAUCUUUGGUUUCCCCAUGGUGACCCCCAAGGGUGACUACUAUGCAUUGAAAGUUUAUAAAAAGAUAUGAAUUAGCUUCCUUUGAAAAUACUUGUAGAAACAUUUUGGGGUGCCCAAUUGGGAAUUAUAUUGUCCCAAAUGGCAAAAAUACAAAAAUAAUCAUUUGUAAGCAUAAAAUAAAAAGAACAUUUGUUGAAUUUGGUGGAAUAUCGAUUUUAAUUCACUCAUGAUCAUAGGAAAAAUAUAUUUUCUAUGAUCACUCGUGAAUUAAAAUCAAUAUUCCACCAAAUCCAACAAAUAUCGUCUAUGUACAUAUUGGCAAUUAGGGUCCCUGUUUUAGUCACAGAGUGGGAAUUGUUUGGGUGGCACCUGUUGUCAGUUGUAAUUACUAGGAUCCCUAAACUGCUGUAAUUAAGCUGUUCUGGGAAAAUUGUAAUCUUUCAAUUGAGCCGCGUUCUGUACAGAGUGGGCUUCAUGCAUGUGCAUAAAGUGUCAUCCCUGAUUAGUCUGUGGAGACUGGAAAAACUUAAGUGAGGACACUUGAUGCCCAAUGUGACGACCCUUGAUGCCCAAUGUGACGACACUUGAUGCCCAAUUUUCCCAGAACGCUGCAACUUAAGUGACGACCCUUGAUGCCCUGUGUGACGACCCUUGAUGCCCAAUGUGACGACCCUUGAUGCCCAAUGUGACGACCCUUGAUGCCCAAUGUGACGACCCUUGAUGCCCAAUGUGACGACCCUUGAUGCCCAAUGUGACGACCCUUGAUGCCCAAUGUGACGACCCUUGAUGCCCAAUGUGACGACCCUUGAUGCCCAAUGUGACGACCCUUGAUGCCCAAUGUGACGACACUUGAUGCCCAAUGUGAGGACACUUGAUGCCCAAUGUGAGGACACUUGAUGCCCAAUGUGACGACACUUGAUGCCCAAUGUGACGACCCUUGAUGCCCAAUGUGACGACCCUUGAUGCCCAAUGUGACGACCCUUGAUGCCCAAUUUUCCCAGAAUACUGCAACUUAAGUGACGACCCUUGAUGCCCAAUGUGACGACACUUGAUGCCCAAUGUGAGGACACUUGAUGCCCAAUGUGACGACACUUGAUGCCCAAUGUGACGACACUUGAUGCCCAAUGUGACGACACUUGAUGCCCAAUGUGACGACACUUGAUGCCCAAUGUGACGACACUUGAUGCCCAAUUUUGCCAGAGUGCUGCUCUUUUGAAUGAGUUCAUUCAGCGAUUGCACAGUCAGCUGAGAUAAACAAAGAAGGAGACAUUACGGUUAACAAUUAAAUAGAGUUGAAUACCCUAUGCAGCAUUCAAUCGUUCUUAAACUAGGUCUUUAGCAUGCUGAUCAGUAUUCUAGAAGUCCACUUUGCGGAUUUUCCAUGUACUGUUUAUUGAGAUGUUUUCUGUCCAUGUGAAUACUUGUAGCAGCAGAAAUAUAUAACAUAAUUAAUUGUAUCCUGGAUUGUUUCUUGUUAGUUAAGAGCAUAUGAACCCUUAUAAAUAAUUGACAGAGAAAUAACGAAAGAGUGCUGAUCCUUCCAGACCUCAACAUUAACAUUCAUAGAUUAAUUUUAAAACACAGAUUUUGUUAUCUUAGUUUACUAAAAGUAAUAUGGAAAAAAUACUUUUUCCUUUAUAUUUUUCCUUACCAAAUAUGUAUGCUAAAAAAAAAAGUAAAAAGUAUGUGUGUCAAAAUUAUAAUGAAGUUGCUCAUAAUCAAUAUAUAAAAUAUUUGGAUUCAUGAAAAUUGCAUUAGCACUCAUAUAUUGAAUUAAAUAUACUAUUUAAAUCAUAAUAGACUUUUACACAAAAACAAUACAAUUUUUUAGUGUUAAGUUCCCUUAUUAUUAUAGGAUGUUUAAAUAAACAAAAUAUUCACUUAUGUCAAGGGGUAUACCAGACAGUUGCAACAUCAAUAAUUGGAAUUUUAUUACAGCUUAUAAUUAUUAAUUAUUAUUAUUUUACUUAGUGCAACCAGAUUGAUUGUAAUCAUACCAGUAUAGAAAUAUGUUCAAUGUGUCCUCUUGUAUUAUUCCACAUAAUGUGUUGUUUAUUGUUAUGUGUGAAUUUGUUGUUGUUGUUUUUUCGGAACACUAGCAAUAAUAUAACAUAUGUAUUUCUU